Molecule: messenger RNA, 2239 nt
Organism: Anopheles aquasalis
Lineage: Eukaryota; Metazoa; Arthropoda; Insecta; Diptera; Culicidae
Source: RefSeq, a predicted model, not a curated record
AGCUCGUUGUUGACCGCAAACCCCAAGAACCGAUCGCGAGGCAAGUUAAGAAUUUCAUGUUUCCUUUUGUACAAACAAGUUCACAUAUCGCGAUCGGCAUGAUCGCCUUCGUGGACAAUCGCGUUACGGUGGAAGAUGCUGUAACGAGUAGUGGCGCACAGUGAAACGGCCCUUUUCUAGCGAGGAAAAGUGUGUCAACGGUGAGCAGGGAAAUCCGUGGUGUGCCACGCCACGCGAUUACACGCAGGUCGAAGUGCUAAUCGGUUCGUUGUUGUGAUCUGUAGAGAGUGAUCUGUUACGAAACUAGCCAGCCAGUUAAUGCUACUCUUCCGGGGCCAGAGGAUUAAAAAGGAAAUCUUCGCUUAUAACCCGGGCCAUUUCCGCCGUUAUGCGGUGCGUCGUCUGCCUGUUGAUCUCAUCCCACCGCCGACUGUGACUCAUCGGAGCGUGCGAAUCCUCUCGACGCCACCUUCCUCUCAUCUCUACCGUCCAAACAACGCCCAAAAAUGUCGUCUUCCGCCUCCAAGAGCAAGCCGAAAAAGACGAGUAACCUGCGCAUCCUGUGGAUUCCGGGCCGCAAGAAGCACAAUCGUAAGGGUACCUUCAAUCCCACCAAAAGCGGUCUUCCACAAACUUACGGAAUGCAGCCCCGCAAAAAUGAACCCUGGACGCUGGGAGGACCGCUUAAUCACAGUAAAAUCAUAAACGCAAAUUUCUUUUUCAGGGAACUACCGGAACAUCACCUGGACUUAGCGACGAUGGCCGGAAUUACUACUGGUGCGAUGAGUCUCGUUUCGAAGGGGACAACCGAGCCUGACGCUAACUGCGCUGCUAUGCCGCAGAUAGCGACGACCGAGCUGAACGGAUCGAGUACUAAUCCGGAGGCGAUCGCUACUAGUACCACAGAACAGCCACAGCCGGUCGAGGACGAAGGAGCCGUUGGCGGAAGAUCUUCGCCAUCUUCGACGAUCGUCGUACCGAUCGAGUUGAAUAAUCUGAACGGUGGUGAUGUUGCCAACAGUAAGGAAAAAGAAAUCGCAACCAGCAACCAAUUCGAGGCGUUGGCUCUGAUCGAUGAAGAUGAAGAACCGGAAGUAAAGGAUCGUAACUGUUCGAAUGCACAGUCUUCCUCGUCGUUGCUGUCAUCGAACAAUGAUAAUCGCUCAGUAGAGAACGUACACAACGGCAGCACACUGGCCAUCGGGGAGCAGCACCAGGCACAACAGAAUCAACAGCAGCAACAGCAGCAGCAGCAGAAGCAUAGUCGACAGCGGCGCCGUAGUACUGCUUCGAAAAAGAACAGCGCAGAUGAGGACAUUGAUUCGAUUGAUCGGGCGGAUAGUGCGGUCGAUAUGGUUCGGGCCUUUGCGGAACGCGAGCCGCAUCUUUUCGAGUAUCUGGACAAUGGUGUGCCCUAUCUGAAGCGCAAACCGAGAACGCCGUGCGUGGUGAUGAUGAAGAAGGAGCGACGCAGAAAUCGAUCUCGCAAGCGGUCCACUGUCCGGCGCCGUUCACAACAGGCUUGCGGUAUUCAGGCUAUGAAAUCGAACGAAAAGCAGGAGCUGCUGGACGAGGUAGAUGGAAAAAUGAAAAAGAAUCCCAAAUCCAAGGAGCCCGAUGAUGCUGCCGUCGAGUGUCUGUACUGGUCGCUCGUCUGCUGGGAUUGUAAUAUUUUGUAGAGAGAGAAAUAGCUAGAGAGGGCGUAAAAGUGCAGACAAAAAGGCUAGCGAGAACCACAUGAAAGUAAGUUAUUAAAUGGUGAACAAUAGGAAGAGCGUGCAUGAAUCAUCGACACGCUCGUGGCGGCAGAGAUGGUAGCCUUUGCACGACGUUUAUCUCGUUUAGGUUAGGAUGACACAAUAGGCACCUUCUCGCAAGUGCGUACCGUGAUGACCCCCCUUGGUCACUUUGCUCUUGAAAAAGCACAGUAGUUUAGGCUGAUACUCAAGGGUCAGCGAGACUCUCAGGCAAGUCUUGCCAAGGCAAUAGCUAGUAAUCUCAGUAUUUGGAUCCAGGUGUUCUUUUGUAAACCAUAGAGCUCAUAAACCCGUUUUUGAAUUCAUUUUCUCCAUUACCAACAAGCGACACAUAGGACUACGAGAAAGCGAGUGAGAGAGGCAGCAGGGAGUACUUUUGAAAUAAUAUUUCGAACUAUUUAUACGCGAAAGCGAACGAAGGCAGAGCACAGUGCUCGUUUCUUUUUCUAUAAAGUUUAAACAAAAACAACCAGUGACUGCAG